Messenger RNA from Amoebophrya sp. A120, 5688 nucleotides. NCBI's taxonomy places the organism in Eukaryota, Dinophyceae, Syndiniales, Amoebophryaceae. The record is from the annotation of a GenBank genome assembly.
CAGUCGCCACGAAGCAUCAUUUCAAGGCAUCAGUUUAUCUAUCGCAAUAGUUUACUUUACACUAGUUACCGUUUCGUCGUAUUGGUUUCCGCAUGGUGGUACGAAGAUCUUCGAGACGACAUCGAUAUAAAUUAUUCUGGCAACACAGUCCGGAAAGAAAUCCAAAUCAAUCAUCCGAAGUAGAAGAAGUGGUGCCUAAACGUUUUGUUCGUGACUUGAUCUUCACCACUUCCCCAACAGUUCGUUGCAACAGUACAAGAAGAACAUUUAUUCGUCGUUGAUUAUUCUUUACCCACAGAGGACAAUACAAAUGGAGACCGGCGUGGGCCAUCAACAUCGAUCACUUCGGCUAUUGUUACAGCUGGUGACGCGCUGCUAGUCCUAGUACACUGACACGACCCAUUAAUUUCCUGCUCUUCAUCAGCGACCGCCAGUACACGACCACUUGAACAAUUGAAGAGAUACACGACCCCGUCGAACACCCGUGUCCCGAGCUAUAUCAGCCCCGUUGCGUCAUGGUGCUCGACAACAGUCUAUCCUGAGUAAAAACGUGUCUACCCAGUGGUCAAGUUGGUAAUUCUGCAACACAAAUCUCCAACUUUGGGGAGGUGUGCAUGACAAAGACAAGGAGAGGCGCAUUGUAAAGACGCCUUUUUGUGCUUUGUACAGCAUUACGAAUCUUCCCAGAACACGACUACAAGCACAAAUUCCUCUCAUGCGGAUGCGCAUGACAAAUGUUGUUCUGUUCGUGUUGAUGCAAAAUUUUGCAUGACAACUCCGGGGUGGAGACCACGUUUUUGCGCGGCAUACAUUCCUUCAGAUUGUUCGCGGCUCUUCAGGCUGGACCAAAAAGCCGUGCUCGUCCGGGAAGACGACUUCGAAGCGUAUUUUGGGCCACUCCUGCGAUGGGCGGCGCAACAAGCAGAACGGAUGAAAAACUUGGAUGCCAACAAUGGAGCAGAAGCGGUUUAUUGUGCUGCCACCUCAGGAGGUAGUAGUAGCUCAGCAGCAGGAGCAUCGUCUACUUCAUCUUCUUCCACCCCCGCCGUACAAGUAGCAUCAGCUUCCGCAGAACCGGUAACAGUACCUUUGCUAUGAACUACAAAAGUAUCGUACUCAUGUAAAUGCAUUACAAAUUUUCUCAGCAUGAGAAAUAGAAUCUGUAAUGCUGAUUUGCCUUGACAAGGAAAUUUGCAAUCCAAGACCUGCAUUAAUACGAUUACGAUACUUGUUUUGCACAGCAUACUUGCCACCCUUCCGGGAUUUCAACGAGUUUUUCCUACUGAACACCGAACGUGAGGUAUCAAAAUGAAAAAUCCCCCCUCCCCAUACUAAAAAGGGAUACUCCUGAAAAUUUGUGAUGCUGAUUUGUGGCCACAAAUCGUCUCUGUAUUGCAUGAAGGCAAGAACUCCAGAGACUCCGCUGCGUUGUGCAGGCAAUUUGUAAUGCUGUAGCGCCUACAGAGGACGUGCCUGCCUUGCUAGGUGCCUACAGCAAAACGCCCCUCCUCAGGCUGCGCGCCUGGCUGCAGUCCUCUACUGCAACACAAAGCCGAUUUGUGUAGACAAAUCCCGCAUCACAGAUUUCCAUUUUGAUAUGGGGCGGGGGGAUUUUUCAUUUUGAUAUGAGAAGGAACGGCGCGCGCUGGCGCAGCAGCGACGGGAAGCGGCGGAGCAGGAGAAAAAGCGGCUGCUGGGAUCCGAGGACGAGAGCGAGGGCGACGAGCCCUUCUUUCCCGUAGUACGACGACCGCCGACGAGGAAGAUUGAAACAAAACGUCGACCUCGACCGUUGUUGCACCCCGGCGGAGGUGAGGAGAAUCAUGAGGACAAGGUCGAACGUCUGCGGAGGGAGCAGGAGGAGAGAGCGGCUCGAGAUAAGGCAAUGUGGGAUCCUGACAACCCGCUGAAUGAGAUGGCUUAUCUGCAGUCGCACCAAGCGCUCGUUUUCCACAAGAGCGCCGUUGUGACGAUCGGGCCAGACGAGGAGGCCCAGGACUUGGCCGUUGCCGCCAUGGAUGCGCAGAAGGGCCUGGUGGUGAAAAAUCUGGCUUCGGGUUUGGGUCUGUCCGUUCUGAUGUCGCAGACGGAAACGCAGGCGAAGAAAGAACAGCAGACCGAAGAGGACGAGGACCUACACCCGGUCGUGAAGACCUUGAUACAAGAAGCGAUAAGGAGCAACCCGCGCGUCAUCGUUGACGAAUUUGCAGCUUGGCACGCAUCAAUGCGGAGGGAAUCUGGGGAGUCGGAGCUGUGUGCGGUGAAUGAUUUCUUUUCUCCUGGGGAUUUUGCAAAAAUGUCGGACCGUGAGUACGCUGCAGUGGCGCUGCAGCGGGCUCAGGACGUGAAAACGUUCUGUGACCAGGUGGAAGCGUAUACCACACUAUACGAGCGGACGCGGACCGAAGCGGACGACAGGCGCAGGGAGGAAAAAGAUCAGUUGAAUGACCACUAUCUUAAUCAACAUCAGUUGGGGCUAGGCCGCGAUCCUUUUCACAAAACGAAAAGUGGUCCUUCGCCGCUGACGAAGCUCGCGGCACAAACUGUGGAGCAGCUCCCGCCGGGAUUCAUACCCUUUGUCGAGUUCGAGCUGAUGCGGCUGGACCAGGGCCCGGUCGUGCCCGGCGUCGACAAGCAAUCCGCCGAGUGCUUGGUGGAGACCUUGCUCCUGUCACCCGACGAGGAGCACUUCGAGACGGGCCGUCACCGGGCCCAGGUCCGCGCGACGUUUGAAGGCGUCUUGAGCCGACGCGCGAUGACCCAGCUCGGGAAGUUUAAAAUCAGUGCCGGAGAGCAAUUUUUGCAGCACCUCGGCCUUCCACACAAUCUCCUAGAACACCGCCUGUCGCCCUUUGUCGAGUCGGAGCGGAACGAUUACGGAGUACCACGGAAAGACAAGCAGGCGCAAAUGUGGGUACGUCCGUCUAGGGUGAUCGCAGAAAGCGGACUAUCCUACGAAGACGAUCAACUGUCGAUCACAUCAACGCCUUUCCCAUCCGUCUGGACGGCCGAGCGGACGGCGCACGAGCAGUGGUGGCUUUCCAACUUUUCACCGGCAACCGAGGACGAGCAUUUCUACGGCUUUCGAAAGCAGCACAAACUCUACAAGGAUUGGAAAAUCGCAAAUUCACCAGACCCAGAGGAAGGAAAAGUAUCAAACGACCGAGCCAGCUGUCUGCCUUCCGUCGAAGGGUCGGCGCACGAUACGCUCUCGUUCGCCUUUUCAACGAGCAUUUCCGGCGGAGAAGAGGGCAUCCUGAACAUCGGCAUGUUCAAGCGGGAGCGGGAACCACCAGGCACGGCAAAAUCUUCGCGUGCGACCAGUUACAGGGAUUUUUCAUGCUCCACCAAGCGGGGGCGGGACACUAAGCGGUAUGAGCGACUUUGGCACGACCCGCUUGAUUUUUUCUUCCUGCCGAACGCCAUCGACACGCGUAUUGACCGAGAGAAGAUAUGUCCCGAGGAUCCGUCGCGACAACGCUGGGGGGUAUGGGUCAGGGCUCGACACUACACCGAGGAAUCCGAAUCACCAUCGCCAGUAUUUGGAAUGUCAUGGAGAAGACGUGGCCCAAGCGAGCACGUGAAGGAUGAUCCCACACGGACACGGACCGAAGAGUUCUACUUCGCGACGGAGGAAGAAGCAGAUGCGUUCGUGGCCGAGUUCGAGAUCUGCUGCAGAAUCGCACGCGAGUGCCGAUUAUCAAAUGCAAAAAUGUCUGGGUCUGGAUCUGGAAGGUUGGAACUUGUCAUGCUAAAUCUGAAUCAGGCAAAAAACUGUGUUGCGUGAUUGCCAAAAGUUGUGCACUUUUGACCUGAUCGAGAGGCAGUCUCUCAUGCAGGAUAGCCAUUGGAAAGGUUUCGCAGAAUCUGUCUUGCUAUGUCCUGCAUACCAGACCUCAUGGGUUAUGGAAAACCUGCAUGACAAGUCUGGUAAUCUUCCAGACCCAGACACUUUUGCAAUCCAUACCGAUACGCGAAGCCGGUGGUAGAGAUGAUGAGCAUGUACGAGCACGUCAAGAACAAAACCGUAUCGUACGAAAAAAGUGUUUCACUGUAAGGGAAAACAAAGCUAAAAAUCCAUUAUUUUGUUGCAUGUGUAGCAUGACAAACACUUCUUCGCAGAUGCAUUUUCUGCAUUACAAGUUUACAGUGAAGCAAUUUUUUCUUGCGAUGAACCGGAGAGGACAACUACUGUUCCUGGUUUACCCACGUCUACCCCGACAAAGCUGGUGAGAAAAAGUGCAGCCGCAUCUCCUUCAUUCUCAACGAAGAAGGAUUACCACUGCUCCUAUCCACUGCGAAUAUCAUUUCCGGGUCUGGAAACCUGUGAUGCUGAUGCAUCGGGGGAUGGGGAUAAUUGCAACACUUAUAUUUGGAGCCACGAAGCAUGACAACUUUAUUAUUUUCAUAUAACGCUCUCUGAACCUGAAGCGACGUAGCACGCAUGACAAGUAUGUGUUUUUGUAUCACAGAUGAAAGUUUGCUUUUGCCUGUCACGGAGAAGAACAGAGAUUCUGCUGGCCGCAUGCCCGACACGCAAUACAAACUGAGCUUUAAUAUUCUUUCCAGACCCAGACAUAUUUGCAAUGCAUAGUGCCCCACCGAGACCGAGGAGCUCGACCAAGACCAGGAAGCCGCAGAGGAGGAGCCCAGCAGCGAAAAGCCGCUCGCUACUCCCGACCUCAACACUGCUACGUGGGCCGAGGUCGCACGCGUCGUCUUUGCGCACCGCCUGAAGCAGCAGGGGCGAUUAUCAAGAAGAAAAGUCCCCCCUCCCCAUACCAAAACGGAGAUCUGUGAUGCAGAUUUGUGGUCACAAGUCAGCUUUGUCAUGCUAGGAGGAAAGACGUGCGGAGUGUAGUGCUGGCUGGCGUGGGAAAGCCUCGCGCCUUCAGCAUGACAGAGAGCAACUGGAAGUGGGAAACAGCAUGACAGAUUGCCUGCAAACGAGGCCACAAAUGCGGCUCUUGGCCUUCUGGCAUUACAAGUCGAUUUGUGUACUCAAAUACAGCAUCACAAAUUUCGUUUUCGAUAUGGUGGGGGGGCUUUUCCCUUUUGAUAGCGAUCGGAAUCCUGGUGUCCUUCCGUGCGAGACCCGAUCCGGUUUUAUUGCGUGUUUGCCGAGGAUAUGCAUUGCAAAUAUGUCUGGGUCUGGUAGUAGGGUGUAACUUGUCAUGCUACAUCUGGAUCGUGGCAAAAUUUGUGUUGCAAAUGACAAACCUAGCACUCUUCCAGACCGAGACAUUUUUGCAUUUGAUAAAGUAUGAGAAGGAAGAAGGUGAUGGUGAGGAAGUGCAACAAUGAACCAGUUGGAAGAUGAACUCAACUUGACGUGGCGAGGAAAAAGUAACAAAAUAUAAAUGUGCAAACCCAAAUCUUUUCUAUUCAAAGAAGAAAACAGCAAAAGUUAUGUCGAAGACUAUGAUUAUGAGUCUAUAUGUCGUGUAAUAAAAUUUCGUCGGAAGCUAGUUGAAUACGAAUACAAUUUCGACGAGAGCCAAAAACUUAUAUACUGUAUGAAAUUUGUGUUUGAUGGUGACAGGAAGUAGAGCGCUGUACCAAGAUACGAUAAAUCGGCUCAUAAGUAUUCCUUCGAGUGAUCUUGACCGGCCUUCGUCGACCCUCGAACACACGCACCUCAAUCAAAGAGCAAGGAUUUAAGCUUUUUGAUACAGCGCUAUGCUUGAU